Engraulis encrasicolus (European anchovy) is the source of this 6864-nucleotide messenger RNA. It is a transcript of the gene lrrfip1a, whose product is annotated as leucine rich repeat (in FLII) interacting protein 1a. Gene Ontology annotation, molecular function: DNA-binding transcription factor activity, RNA polymerase II-specific; RNA polymerase II cis-regulatory region sequence-specific DNA binding. Gene Ontology annotation, biological process: regulation of transcription by RNA polymerase II. The record is from RefSeq and is a predicted model, not a curated record. The transcript is spliced from 23 exons. NCBI's taxonomy places the organism in Eukaryota, Metazoa, Chordata, Actinopteri, Clupeiformes, Engraulidae. Bases 691 to 4968 code for a protein of 1425 amino acids.
CAACCUCAACGCAGUACCCCGGAACGUGUAUUCAUUUCACUCAGAGCUUUAUCCGGGUUUGGACCAUAGUUUGCCAUGCCAGAGUUUGACAGUUCAGCUCUGCAAGUCAAAGAAGAAGGUAGGCCUAGACUCUAUUUAGAUUAGAUCAACCGUCACAGGACAUUCUUUCCGUUCAACGCUAUUAUUUAUUCACGGAGUCGACUAGGAUUUACAAUAUUUAUUUUAAGUGGAAAACAAAGUUUCACCCAACUGGUAAAGUAAAAGAGACCACUUCAGACCGAAAUUGGAAUAGUCUGUCCAGUUGCUCGUGCAUAGAGAUUUGUAGAAUAUCGUUACAAGGAAAUAGGCACGUGCGUUUCGGCGAAACUAAAUAGUGCUAUGAACGCGUUCCAUUGAGCUCAAGUUGACAUUUUGCUGCGACCAAGAAUCAAGGAAGAGGUCGAAGACGGAUGUAUCACAAUGCAACUUCAUUUACGCUUUAGAUAAUAGCUUUGGACGAGCACUUAUUGGGUUUAGUACCUGAUUGUGUUUAGUAGGCUGCCUGGGAAAAUGUACCUCAUCUUUUUCUACUGACUUCUUGUAGUUGACAAACCUACGGCGUCUUUAACGCAGGGCGACGACGCAAAACAGGAUAUUGUGUUUUUUGUCACCACAUUGGAGUAGAGGACAACCUAAAAGGAUUAAAUCAUAAUGGGGACUCAAGGACCAGGACGAAAAAGAAUCCCCAACAAGGGGCUGACAGCUGAAGAAGAUGCCUUGAAUGUAAUUGCGCGAGAGGCUGAGGCCAGGUUGGCUGCCAAGAGGGCUGCGAGGGCAGAGGCCAGAGAGAUCCGCAUGAAGGAGCUGGAGAGACAGCAGAAAGAGAUCUAUCAGGUCCAGAAGAAAUACUACGGACUGGACAACAACAAAGACAGCAAAUGGGGGGACAUUGAGCAGUGGAUGGAGGACAGCGAGAGGUACUCUCGCCCUGCGCGGAAGCAAACCUCGCUCUCCGAUGAUGAGGAGCGCAUGUCCGUCAGCAGCCGGGGGAGUGUACGGUCGGAUUUGGAUGCUGUUGGAGCAUAUGGAGGACUUGGGAGUGAACUGGGCUCGACGUCAUCCCACUCGCACAAGAAGUCCAAAAAAAAGAAGAAAAAGCAUUCGAAAACUAGCAAUGGCUGUGAUGAUGAUUACAGUAUGCUGUCUGGCUGGAGCUCCAAACUCAGCGAUGACAGUCGUGUCGCUCGCUCCAAACUCAGCGAUGAGAGUCGGGUCUCUCGUUCCAAACUCAGCGAUGAGAGUUGGGCGCCUCGCUCCAAACUCAGUGACGAGAGUCGGGUCUCUCGUUCCAAACUCAGCGAUGAGAGUUGGACGCCUCGCUCCAAACUCAGCGACGAGAGUCGUGUCUCACGUUCCAAGCUCAGCGAUGAGAGUUGGGCCUCUCGCUCCUCCAGACUGGACCUGCAGCCGGGCUCGCUAGGGUAUCGCUCGGCUGAUCUGUACAGCAACAGUAGUGUUCCUUCCUCUAGGCUGCCCAGCUCCGGCUACAAUGGCUAUCAGGGCUCUCUGUAUGACGAAAGCCUCUGCAGUAGCAGCAGCACCCGACGCCUUGUUGCACGUGAAAUACAGUCAGAGUACUUGGCCGCCACCUCCAGUUCCAGGGCGUCUUCCAGGGCCAACUCUGCCCGUACCAGCCCAGUGGAGGACUGCGGCGGCUCGGUGGCCAGCUUCCUGCGCAGCGCUGCCAGCACCAGGGACCUGGACGACAUCACCAUCCCAGACCUGGCCAGCGUGGAUGAUCGGCUAGACAGAGACUACUUGGAGAAGGGGUCUCGAGCGUCCACCCUGUCCUCCGCCACCCUUGCUUCUCUAGGGGGCAGCUCCUCUCGCCGGGGAAGUGGGGACACCUCCAUCACCGCAGAUACCGAGAACUCCGUACGAGAGAUCAAGGAGAUUCACGAGCUUAAGGAUCAGAUUCAAGAUGUGGAGUCCAAGUAUUUGCAGAGCCUCAAAGAAGUCAAGGACGCCCUGGCGGAGAUGGAGGAGAAGUACCGCAAGGCGAUGGUGUCCAACGCCCAGCUGGACAACGAGAAGUGCAACCUGAUGUACCAGGUGGACGUCCAGAAGGACUCGCUCACGGAGCUGGAGGAACUGCUGUCCGAGUCGCGUAGAGAGUACGAGGACAAGACCAAGGAACUGGAGCGGGAGAAGCAUGCCCACAGCAUACUGCAGUUCCAGUUCAGCGAGCUCAAGCAGACACUCAAGGCCAGCGAGGAACUACUGACUGAGAUUCGUCAGCUUAAUCUGCAGCACGACGGCUUUCGCAGGGAGGUUGCCGACCUCCAGGAAACUUUGGAAUGGAAGGAUAAAAAAAUUGGGGCCUUAGAAAGGCAGAAGGAGUAUACCGAUGCGAUCCGGAAUGAGCGCGAUGAGCUCAGGGAUGAGGUUGUCCAACUGAAGGAUAUUUUGAAGAAACAUGGUAUUGUGCUUGGACCAGACCUGAACCCCAACGGCGAGAUUGGAGAGGGCAUGCUUGAUGGGACAGGGGAUGCCAAAACGUCGCCCACAGAAGGAACGAGCGUACUUGGCAGUGGUCAGGAGAAGCAGUCUGGAGUUGCGAAGGCGGCUGAGAGAUUGCAGCCAAAUCAGCUGGAUGAGGCAGUGUCCCCCCAGAACCAUGUGACCUCAUCCCCACCUCCCACCAGUGGCCCCCCUACUGGAAUUGGUUUAGAGGCCCGCCAAUCAAAGGAGCCAGACGCUCCACCAAUAGGAGAUGAGGAAGAGAUCGAGUCAGGGCCUCCUGUUCAAACUCAAUCAAUUGAAUCACACAGUGGCAGAGAAGGUGACCAGAGUUCAGAGGUUGCAGGAAGUGAUAUAGAAGGCUAUAAGUCUGUUGAGGGUGGGAAAGAAAUGCGUAGCCCUGUAUCCGUUGGGCUGGAUAUAUCAGCAGAAAGGCAGGUAGAUCAAAAAGUUGAGGAGGUCUGUGCCACAGAGCCUGUGGCCGAUAUUACAAGUGAGAAUGGAACGUUUGCUGGAGAGGCAGAGGACAAAUCCUCUGUUCCUGAAAUUAUUGUCAGUGUUGUCACCUCCGAGCAGUCUGAGGAGGCAUCAUCAGAGAUCGCUUCAGAGAAUGCCGGUGAUGGGUCUUCAACUGUGGCAGCAGCAGAGCAAGAGGCACCAAGCAAAGCCAAAACUGAGGCAGAGACCACACCAGUCAGUGAGGAGGAGGAAGAGACUGCUGCCUCACAGACACCUGCCAAGUCCCAGCAACCUCAGACUGCCAGUGCCUCUGGUAAGAAGAAGAAGAAAAAGAAGAAGAAGAAUAAACAGAAGCAAAAGGGAGGAGCACAGAGCGAGGUGAAACAGGACGACACCAAAGAAUCUAAAACUAAGGGGGAGAGCUCAGAGAGUGAAGACCCGGGACAGAAAACCAAAGAUGACAAAGUAAACAAGUCUUUAGCAGAAAGCGAGGUACAACAAGAUCAAGACACAAAGCCCAGGGAGGACCCUGUACAGAUGAUGGAAGACCCUGAACAGAAAAUCGAAGAAAAGCUCGUAAGAGAGGAUGGAGAAACGGAGAAGGAUGCAGCAUCAACAGAAUUCGUCGCUCAGUCAAAUGCAGACGAGCAAACUGUGGAGCCAAUCCAAGAAUGUGCUGAGAAUUGUACAGUCCAAUCUGACGCCCCUGAGAUCACCACAGAGGUGCAGAAUGAUACAACAGACCAGUCAAAUGCAGUUGAACAGGAAAAUACAGAUGCCUCUUUGAGUACACCAGAGUUCGCUACAACAGACCAGUCAAAUGCAGACGAACAGGAAAAUACAGACGUCUCUUUGAAUACAUCAGAGUCUGCUACAAAUGCCUCUGAAAGUUGUUCAGGUCAACAAGCUGAAGUGGAUGACCUCCCCAGUGAAACUCUUCAGAAUGCACAGCCGCCCCCCACUGAUCCUGAUUCCCAUCCAUCUGAGUUACAAUUGAAUGGAGAACAUCGAAGCGUAGGAGGAGCAGACGUUCCAGAAGUUGACCAAUUAGAUGGCUGCACUAAUAAUGAGGUAGCUGAGGGCUCCUGCUCUGCUCUGCUUAUAGACUCCCCUGGUGCAUCAUGUCAGCUUGGGGUCUCUGAAUCAGCUGAGACGAGUCAAACAGAUGUCUUGUCAUCCCAUGCGGAAGAAGAUGGCGAAAUUGCAGAGGGCACGACAACAGACAUGGCGGGAAACGGCACCGAAACGGAACCGGAAGACGAACCAGAGGUUGCUGCCACUGAUGAGUGCAUGCAGGUUGAAGACAGAAGCAGUCAACUCCUGAGUUCAGUUGAUGGGGAAAGAGAGGGAGAGGUGGCCAAUCAAAACCAGGCUGCUGCCCCUGCUCUCUCUGAUGAUGAGGGCAUUGAAAACUUAAGUGAAGCGGACGAGGAAACUAAUAACGACAUACCCGAGUCAAGACCUGUUGACGCAGGAGGAGAUGAAGAAGAUGAUGAGGGGGAAGAGUUUCUAUUUGAUGACCAGGGCCAAGGGAACAAUGGCAGCCCUGAGCAGGGCAAACCUCAGCAGGAGCGUCUAGUGGAAGGCGAGACAGACCAAUCACAGCAUCAAGAGGGUGCUGCUGACCCAAUCAAGGAGGAGCAGAGUGAUGAGGCCCAAGAGGGGUCAAAGGUCACCGUAGUAGAACAGGAAGAGGAAAACGGCACAGGAGAAGGAGUACAGGAACACAGAACAGAGGAAGCUACUCAGGGGGACUCUCCCGCUUCAGAGCUGGAUCACAGCCAAACAAAGGACACAGAACAGCAGCCAUCAGAUAGCAGCACAGAGGUGAAGCCUGAGGCAGUAGGAAAAGAGGAGGUAGCUUCAAGCACCAAAGGCCAAACAGGAAGCGUAGAGGAUGUGGGUCAGUCCGCAGGGGUAGUAGAGGCAGGAGAUCAGGGAGCGCCAGCCAGGAAAGACUCUAAAAAAGGAGGAAAGAAAAAGGGCAAAGAGGAAUGUAAAAUGUCAUAGUGUACUCCCAUGCUUGCUUGAGUUGUAUUUGUCUGAGUGUCUAAAGUAUGCACAAUCAGGGAAGCCAACAGGGUGGGACAAAGGGGUCAGUUGUCCCAAACCCAGGGAGAGGGGGUCUUUAUUACAUUGUCGUUGUCCCAGGCAAAAGCUGUCAGCUGCAGUGUGCACAAUUAAAGUGACUUGAAUUGUAAUGCCAUAAAUUAAAUAGACAAUUUCAAGCAUAGUCAUGUAGAAGUACUCUGUCACUGUCUUUGAACAGUUAUGAAAGAUUGGUAUGCAUUGGAUGUUUUUGUUGUUGAUGAAAUAACACUUUUAAACCAGUAUUUUGACUUCUUUGACUGGAAAUUCUUUUUAUAUGGUUUUGUUAUUUCUAGUGCACACACUGUGUGUGUAAGCACGGCUUGACAUUUUUAUUCAGAAGGUCAAGGGAAAUGUUAACUAAUGCUUCAGUGAUUAAUGUAGAAUGGAGCACAUACAAUCCAGUAGCUGAACUUAUUUAUUGCACAAUUCUGCCCCCGGGUUUUUAAUUUUCACAAUUUAUUUGUACCUUGAUUAGGUUGUUUUGAUGCUAAAUGCAACUCUGUAUAAAAAUACAUUCCUAGAUAUGAAUGGACUGUACAUUGCACUGUCUCAUAACUGAAGUUUACAAAACUACAAAUCAUUUCAGUAAGUGAAAGUCUGUUAGCAAGUGUGGGUUUGUUUAUAGGGGUGAUGUGGCUGUAGGACAUUCUGUGUAUUUAAUAUGAAAAAUGGCCAAAUACAGUUUUAGUUAGAGUAUUAGUAACAUCCCAAGGCUUUUGUGUCCUGUAACAUUCCAUUUCCAUCACAUCAUGAAAUCUGUUGGUUCUUAGGUAAGGUAGUUUUACCCGUAGGACAAAUACCUUAAUAUGGUAUGCUGCAUCCAAAGUUUGGUCUCUGUGUUCUUCUGAUAUUACUCAAUGAUGAAAAUAAAGUCCCUUAUCUUAUCUUCAUCCAGGGUCUUGUUUAUUACUACAUUUUAAAGAAUAUUCUAUCAUUGACAGUCACGGAUAAUUGUGAUAGGGCUGCAUUAUGUUUGUAGAAGAAAACAGUGCAUAUACAGAACACACCAAGACACAUUUUUAAUGCUAGUCUACAGUUAAGUUCAACAGUUACUCUAUCACACAAUCCAUUUCCAUCUACUGUACCUGUGCCAACUGAUGAAUGCAUCCUCAGAUAAGCAUGUCUGUGUUUCCAUGACAAUACUGUGGAACUUGCAUGUAGAGCUCCCCAUCACUACUAUCCCCGGCCUCACAACCUGCUACCCACCCCUCUCCUCACUAAACAAACAUAGUAAGACCCGACUUGACGCUGGCGUUAUACGUAGUAUGACAUCACGGUGUCAUUACAGUGUCGUGACACAUGGACAUGUCAUAAACAUUAUAACUUUUCACAACAUUGUAAACGUUAAUGACAAUGUUUGACUCGUUCAUGACUGUGUCAUGACAAUGUUUUGACACUAUUAUGACACUUUCAUGUCAUUCGCAUGACGCUGGCGUCACGUUAAGUGUUACCAAACGUAGUCCUAUUUGCAUGUUGUGGCCCAAACUCUCCCCCAUUCCGUGUCUCUGGCUUCCCCCAUCCUGGUAUGUGAACACCAUUUCUGCAUUCUCAUCUGUGUCUAUUUUGUCCUUGUGUUUAAGUAGUGUUUGUGUUUCUUACCGAUAUGUGAAAAGACAUACUUUAAUAUAUUCAACGUAAUGUCAUAACAGUAUACAAAAAGAUUUUUCAUGUAUCUUGACUCACAUAAGAUUUUUUUUUUUAAUUAUUGGCUGUUCUCUGUAGUAUGUUUUGAAUAUCCUUGAUGAUUCAUUGUUGACUAUUUUAAAGGUAUUACAGCCUGUUUUCUGGGUGUCCUCUGAUGCACACUAAUCUUUU